AUGCAGAAAGAGUUUAUGGAAACACUGUCUUCAGCACCGGACCUGUGCUGUUCCAGUCAGAUACAAGGCGAGGAGGCGCUCACCAUGUACCUGGCCAAGAACAAGCUGGACCGCAGACUGGUGAACGCCACGCAGAAUGUGGAGGCGCUGCACCAGCUGGCAUCGUCCUACUUCAUCGACCGCGACGGCACCAUGAGGAAGCUGCACGAGAUCCAGAUCUCUACAGACGCCAUCAAGGUGAGUGAGCGAGGAAGAUGA
Messenger RNA from Knipowitschia caucasica, 258 nucleotides. Lineage: Eukaryota; Metazoa; Chordata; Actinopteri; Gobiiformes; Gobiidae. The record is from the annotation of a GenBank genome assembly.